This is a messenger RNA of Peromyscus maniculatus bairdii (prairie deer mouse), 354 nucleotides long. Its product is annotated as large ribosomal subunit protein eL37-like. The record is from RefSeq and is a predicted model, not a curated record. Gene Ontology annotation, molecular function: structural constituent of ribosome; RNA binding. Gene Ontology annotation, cellular component: cytosolic large ribosomal subunit; ribosome. Gene Ontology annotation, biological process: translation. Lineage: Eukaryota; Metazoa; Chordata; Mammalia; Rodentia; Cricetidae.
AGCAAGAUGACAAAAGGAACGUCAUCCUUUGGAAAGCGUCACAACAAGACGCCCACACUUUGCUGCCUCUGCAGCUCUAAGGCCUACCACCUUCAGAAGUCGACCUGUGGCAAGUGUGGCUACCCAGCCAAGCGCAAGAGAAAGUGUAACUGGAGUGCCAAGGCUAAGAGACGAAACACCACUGGGACUGGGCGGAUGAGGCACCUGAAAAUUGCCUAUCGAAGAUUCAGACAUGGAUUCCGUGAAGGAACAACACCUAAACCCAAAAGGGCAGCUGUUGCAGCAUCCAGUUCAUCUUGAGGAAUUUCAGUCAGUCAUAAAAUAAAUGUUCUGGUUUCAAAAAAAAAAAAAAAA